AACCGAAAGUAAAAAGCAUUUUCCAUAUUUCACUGCGCAAGAGAGUCACGUUCGGAUGGUUGUGUAGUAGCUCGUGCUUAAAUAUUCUAAAUAAAAAUAUUAAAACUAAUUUUUAAAAAGUUAAUUUCGAAUCCCUAAAACAAACUUCCAAUUGUGAUCUAAUUUUUUUUGUGAGAUAGGAAAAGUUUUAGAAGUUCGGAAAGAAAGCACAAAGUUAAGUUCAGUUUAAACAUGCGGCCUUUUGGCAACGAUAUCACAAAUAUCCAGCACAAUGCUGGAAGUGCCGGUAACAACGAUCCAAAUGAUGGUAAUGGGAACAGAAACAACGACAACAGGAACUCAAAUACAGACGAGGAGGAAGGUUCCGGGCAAGAGGUAGACCCACGAGUUCCGCCGCACAUAGCCAGGAUUGGCGGGAUAGGCACCUUUCCGCCGAUCGCCGGACAGGGUGUCAUCCGUGUAGUACAGCGAUGCGAAGAGGCCAAAGAGAACCGCAAGCUUGAUCUCUCUCAAUGUGAACUAAUGCAAAUACCAGAUGCAGUGUAUCACUUAAUGCGAAAUACAGAGUUGCAGACCUGCAACCUUAGUGGGAACGUUCUAAAGAGUGUCUCACCAAAGUUUUCGCAAAAGUUCAGUUUGAUUACAGAUCUCAAUCUUUCACAUAACAAGCUGACGAGGCUACCAGAAGAAUUAAAGAAUUUGACUAGCUUGACUAUUCUGAAUAUCUCCCACAACUCCUUUAUAGUCUUACCUCAAGUAGUCUUUAAGCUGCAGAGUCUUACCCAUCUUGAUGCUCAACACAAUGCCAUAUUGGAAAUUGAUACUGAAGAGGCUAUAUCCAGUUCCGGUCUUGUUUUGGUAGAUCUUCGUUUCAACCCGUUAAGCAGAAACUUCCGUCGAAAGCUGCAGGACUUUCAAACCUCCUUCCGCCUGGAGAUCUCCAACAACGUUGAAGACGACUGGUAGUACAUAGGCAGCUAACAAGGCAAAACAACAUAUCUUUUAGCAGCUAAUUUUUUUUUUUUAUCGCUAUUAAUGUUGUAUA
Molecule: messenger RNA, 1045 nt
Organism: Drosophila serrata
Lineage: Eukaryota; Metazoa; Arthropoda; Insecta; Diptera; Drosophilidae
Gene: Sclp
Product: leucine rich repeat containing protein 20 sclp
Cellular component (GO): cytoplasm
Molecular function (GO): protein binding
Source: RefSeq, a predicted model, not a curated record